CCAAGAUGCUUGAUAGGGUAAUCAAAGAAGCGCUUUCUCCUAAUAUUUCCUCGAUAAGACCAAUCAGACAUAGCCGGAAGACCCAGAUUAAGGCUCGAGAGGGGAUCGCCACUGCUCGGGAGAACUGUAAGACCAAAUAAAAAAAACCUCCUCCUAUUUGACUUUGAACAGUUCAGAAGUGAAAGGAACUUGAAUGAUGUUGAUAUAAGCGAGGUUCUCAGGAAUACUAAAUAAUUCCUGUGUGAAUUCCCAAGAGGAGCUAAAGACAAUGAACCUUGAAGAUGCACUGAAAGCGAUCAAGAAAUCAAAGAUGAGCCAGAAUUUGUAUAAGAAAAAGAAGAGCAGAAACCUCAUUACCAGUACAACAGCUCAGAUCCUCAAGAGAAUUAACGAAAAGAAAAGAAAUCGUAUGAUGCUGAACUAUGAUAAUAUUUAUCGAAGGCUGAGUAAGGAGAAUUACAAACUCUCCCGGAAGCCUAAGCCCAAGAAGAUAAAGUCAGAUGACCCACUAGAAUUCUCAGUCUUCAAGUCCAAAGAAGAGAGUGAUAAAAGAAGAAUGACUCAUAACCAGAGGGAGAUUUACUUCUCAAAAGCCCUGGACAACAUUAAAAAUAAGGUCAUCAACAAGAUGAAGUCGGACAUAUAUACAGACACAGACCAGAGUAAUAAGAUCAUGAAGAGAUUCAAUAAAGACGAAAUGCUAGAUAUCGCCUUCCCUAUUAAGAAUCUGAACAUAUUCGAAGAACCUGAAAUGAAGGUUAUUAGAGCAAAGUCACCAGAAGUAAAUGAAAGGAAGAUAUCUCUGCUUAAGAUUAAGAAGUUAGUGAGGCCUCAGACUUCCAAUGAUCCUUUCAAUGGGUUUAAGAGAUAUAAUAGAGGAAUCUAUCAUUCACCAGAUAAGUCCUCGAAGGAUACCUUCUUGGUUCAGUUUGAAGCCCAGAUCUUGAAAUCUACAGAAGCUUCAGAGUCGGUCCAAAAAAUUGAUUAGUUUUCAAUAUUUCUUAACAAA
This is a messenger RNA of Moneuplotes crassus, 1009 nucleotides long. NCBI's taxonomy places the organism in Eukaryota, Ciliophora, Spirotrichea, Euplotida, Euplotidae. The record is from the annotation of a GenBank genome assembly.